GAGUUCAACACGUCCGGCUCCAGUAACACAGACACAGGGAAGGCUGCAGGGAGCCUGGAGACCAAAUACAAGAUGAAGGAGCUGGGCCUCAGCUUCAACCAGAAGUGGAACACAGAUAACACGCUGGCCACCGAGGUCACCGUGGAGGACCAGCUGACUCAAGGACUGAAGAUCGCCUUGGACACGUCUUUUGUACCAAACACAGGUAAGAAGAGCGGAAAGCUGAAGACGGGCUACAAGCGUGACUAUGUGAACCUGGGCUGCGACGUCGACUUCGAGGGUCCCAUCAUCCACGCCGCCGCGGUGCUGGGCUACGAGGGCUGGCUCGCCGGCUACCAGAUGGCCUUCGACACGGCCAAAUCCAAACUGGCCCAGAACAACUUCGCCCUGGGAUACAGGGCCGGAGACUUCCAGCUGCACACCAACGUGUGAGUGCUGCGCUCCUCUGUGGAUCUGCAGGGAGCUGUGAAAAAAAACAACGCCAGAAUCAGAGUUUUA
Molecule: messenger RNA, 498 nt
Organism: Plectropomus leopardus (leopard coralgrouper)
Lineage: Eukaryota; Metazoa; Chordata; Actinopteri; Perciformes; Serranidae
Source: RefSeq, a predicted model, not a curated record